Amaranthus tricolor (Joseph's coat) is the source of this 2149-nucleotide messenger RNA. Its product is annotated as pre-mRNA-processing factor 19-like. The transcript has 18 exons. The record is from RefSeq and is a predicted model, not a curated record. Bases 205 to 1776 code for a protein of 523 amino acids. Lineage: Eukaryota; Viridiplantae; Streptophyta; Magnoliopsida; Caryophyllales; Amaranthaceae. Gene Ontology annotation, cellular component: cytoplasm; Prp19 complex; U2-type catalytic step 1 spliceosome. Gene Ontology annotation, molecular function: ubiquitin protein ligase activity; protein binding. Gene Ontology annotation, biological process: mRNA splicing, via spliceosome; DNA repair; protein ubiquitination.
UUGUUUUGUUUUGUUGAUAGCCCGUUACUUUCUAAACUGAAAUCCUUUCUCGUUUAUCCGCCUGCUCUCACAUACUUCCUCAGUCUCGUCUCAUCUCAUCGUCUUCUGCCGCCCACACUACUCAUUACCGCAGCUGUUUUCUUCAGCUUUGCCUUUUAUCUUCAGAGCUUCGCAGGCAUAUCAGUCUUUUGCCUCUUCUCAACUAUGAAUUGCUCAAUAUCCGGUGAAGUGCCGGAAGAGCCUGUUGUUUCCAAAAAAUCUGGACUUCUUUUUGAGAAGCGUCUCAUUGAACGUCACAUUUCGGAUUAUGGAAAAUGUCCAAUCACAGGAGAACCAUUGAGUUUGGAUGAUAUUGUCCAAGUUAAAGCUGGAAAGAUAGUGAAGCCUAGACCUGUUCAGGCUGCAAGUAUUCCUGGAAUGAUUGGCAUGUUCCAAAAUGAAUGGGAUAGCUUGAUGCUCUCCAAUUUUGCUCUUGAACAACAAUUACAUACUGCCAGGCAAGAACUGAGCCAUGCUCUCUACCAGCAUGAUGCUGCUUGCCGUGUAAUAGCAAGGCUUAAGAAGGAAAGAGACGAGGCAAUGUCAAUAUUGGCUCAGGCAGAAAGGCAGAUACCUAUGUCUGUAGCCACAGGCAAUGCAGUUGCUUUAAGUAAUGGAAAACGAGGUGCGGAGGAAGAGGAUCUGGCCCAUGGUGGAAAGAAAGCCAGACCUGGAAUUUCUACCGAUAUCAUUGCUGAGAUGACAGAAUGCAACUUAGAACUCUCACAACUGCGUAAAAAGCGAACGGUACCUGUAACUUUGGCUCCUAUUGCGGAUCUGGAAAUCUACACCCAGAUUUCUAGUUAUCCUCUCCAUAAGACCAACAAACCUGGAAUUCUAUCUGUUGAUAUCCAUUACUCUAAGGAUAUUAUUGCAACGGGAGGGAUUGAUACAAAUGCUAUUGUCUUUGAUCGGCCUUCUGGACAGAUUGUAUCGACUCUAAGUGGUCACUCAAAGAAGGUUACUAGUAUCAAAAUAGUUCCACAGAAUGAAAGUUUUGUCAUAACUGGAUCAGCUGACAAGACUGUAAGAUUAUGGCAAGGGUCUGAAGAUGGGAGUUAUGAUUGCAGACAUGUAUUAAGAGAUCACACAGCGGAGGUGCAAGCUGUUACAAUUCAUGCAACAAACAAAUACUUUGUUACUGCUUCCCUUGAUAAUUCAUGGUGCUUCUAUGAUCUUGCAAGCGGCCUUUGUCUUCAACAGGUUGCAGACUCUUCAGGGUCUGAGGGUUAUACUUCUGCAGCUUUUCAUCCUGAUGGUCUCAUCCUAGGAACAGGAACAACAGGUGCUGUUGCUAAGAUUUGGGAUGUUAAGAGUCAGAAUAGUGUCGCUCAAUUUGAUGGGCAUACUGGUCCUGUUACGGCAAUGUCUUUCUCAGAAAAUGGAUACUUCCUUGCGACUGCAGCUUAUGAUGGAGUAAAGCUUUGGGAUCUGCGUAAACUGAAAAAUUUCCGGUCGUUCCCUUCACCUGAUCCAGACACACCUACCAACUAUGUUGAUUUCGACCAUAGCGGGAGCUACCUUGCUGUUGCAAGUUCAGAUAUAAGAGUGUACCAAGUUGCAAGUGUCAAGGCAGAAUGGAAUUGUAUCAAGACCCUACCCGAUUUGUCUGGCACAGGCAAAGCAACAGCUGUAAAGUUUGGUCCAGAUGCAAAAUACAUAGCAGUGGGAUCAUUGGAUCGUAACCUGCGGAUAUUUGGCUUGCCGGGAGAAGAUGGUGCUGCAAUGGAAUCUUAAGGGGCUAGUGGGGUGCAAUCCUGGAAUGUCACGAGCUGUAGCUGUAUGCAGUUUUUUGGGGGCUCAAUUAAGUAACCCCCAAUUAGUGGAAACGGAGCCAUUUAUCCUAUUUCAUUCUUCCCUAUGCUGAAAGUGAGGAUAAUUUUGAGUUCUGGAGUUUCAUGUCAAAUGCCUGGAAAGAAGUAAAAGUGCCUAUAAUUUUUGUGUUUUGUUUUGCUAGAACAUUAGAAAACUAGUAUAGUGUACUGUACCUGAUAAGCUGGUAUGUCAAACAGAUUACUUUUGCAUAUUGCAAUGAAUGUUGAGCUUUAGUCUUUUCUUAAGCCGUUUGUCGCGGUUGGAUAUUACAUUUACCUUCUCAGGAUUACUUGUA